UCCUUUCAGAAGCCUUCCAAAAGGAAACGGUGUCCGUACAAGGCGAAACUAUCCAGCAGAUACUGUGCUUCGCCAGUACGACCUCGCGCUCGUUCGACGUCAUUUAUCGCAAGCCGUUGGUGCGACGGAGAGAGAGCUACGCACAUUCGGCUUACUUACUCUGUCUCUCGCGGCCACCUACUAAACAGAAGGCUACUUUCGAAAGCUCACGGCUUAACACGGGGAACUUACCCAUACGAUGAUCAAAGCCGCCUCAAUGGUACAGCAACACCCACCAACGCCGCCGGCAGGGCCCGCGGAGCUCUCGUAUGACAUACAUCACCUGCCUCCGCACGGCACCAACCCGGGCUUCAAGUACGAAAUCGGCGACUCACCGUACGCUCAUUCCGGCUCACAGUCGGCCUACGGCUCACCUGCGCCUGGAAUGCAGCAUCAGCACUCAGGUGACCCGUACAUGAGCCCGCAAUAUGGCAUCAGCAACUAUCCAGAGCCACAUGGACAGAACGAUGGCGGCUUGGGUAUAUCUAUGGACGGCUAUGGGGCACCUGGUCCAACUUACUACCAUGACGAAAGUCAGGCAUACCACGGUCUCCUGUACCUUCAGCAUGGCAUGCAAGCGCACACGCCACCCACUCCAAGGUCUGCCACUGCUAGUGAAGGCGGACGGAGAACCAGAGGCGGUGCUACUCGCACUGGAUCCCCCAUCACCAAGUCGCGCGUCACGAAGUCCAGGGCGAAGAAACCCAGUGACAACAAGAACAAGCCAAAGACCCCGAAGCUGACGGCGCCGUUGAGUAUCUUGACCAAGGACUACGACAAGAUCCCGGUGAGGAACAUGGAGGAGUGGGUCAACAGGUCUGAAUCGGUGCGCCGAGAGGAAGUCGAGAAGCGCAAUGGCUAUGUUACAAGGCCCAUGAACUCUUUCAUGUUGUAUCGCUCCGCAUACGCCGAACGCACGAAGAAUUGGUGUCUACAGAACAACCACCAGGUCGUGUCUUCCGUUUCUGGCGAGUCUUGGCCCAUGGAGCCGCCCGAGGUCCGCGAGCACUACAACGAGCUGGCCAAGAUCGAGCGCAUCAAUCACCAGAACGCGCACCCAACCUACAAGUUCAGCCCCAGCAAAGCAAACACCGCAGCCCGCAAGCGCAAGGGAACUUACUCGGACGAGGAAGAAGACCACGAGCCUUCCGACCUUGACGACCCCGACGCGGAAUGGGCACCUCAUGGCCGUCGUUCCAAGACCAAGUCUAACAGACGCCUUGGCUGUGAGCCCACCAUGUUCGAUGAAUAUGGCAUCAAUGCCGCCAUCAACAAGUCUUCCUGGGAGGCCACGAACGAGGGCCGCCCUGUCCCUGCCGCUCUCACUGGAGCCCAGUUGCAACACGAAUAUUACCAAACGACCAUCCACGCGCACGGUGGCACACCCGGCAUCGAAGAUGUGCACAUGCACCGCAUGGAGCAUCCAAGCGCAGCGCUGCGUCACUACCACCACCUCGUGAACCCGCAACAUCAACAACAACAACAACAACAACAACAACAACAACAACAACAACAGGCAACAGGCCUGAUCGGCAUGCCGGGCGGACAUGGCCGGCACCACGAGCUUUUGCAGUUGGGCGGUCCGGUGGCGGUACCUGGCGCGUUUGCAGAACCCCAGGUCGACCCGAUGCUACUGACGUACACGGGCGGCGAGCAGCUUGGCGGCGAACCGCAACACUUUGAUGGAGUCGGUACAUACGGCGAACAAUUCGGCGGGACGUUUUUGGGUGGCGAGGAGCCGCAGCACAGUCAGCCUGAUUGGCGGGUUGACAGCAGCUUGAUGCCGUUGGAGGCGGGCAGCGAGUUCGACAAGUGGAUGGAUGAGCAUCAUUAGGUUUGGCUUGAUGGGUGUUGCGAUGUGAAGGUGACGAUGAUAGUGAUGGCGACGGGAAGGUUUUGGGAGAUGAUAGCACUACACUCAUUGAUGUGGCAGGGAUGGUUAGUUGGAGCACGCACGGCGCGAGGCCCGUUUGUACAAGUAGCCUGGCUUGGGCCGGCGUGGCGGCGAGGAGAAAGCCAUUGCAUGCGGCGGAGUAUGUUUCCUUAAGUGCAGCUUUGCCUUUCCUUAAUUCCCUUCUACUGCAUGCACUUUACUGGAUCCAAAACACAAAUCUGCAUAGCACAGGGGAACGAGGAUAUGGAUGGGGAGGGGGAUGGUAUUGGGCGGCUCAGUGGCUUUGUAGACUUCCAGGUUGAUAGACGGGGAAUCCAUAUCUGACU
This is a messenger RNA of Aplosporella prunicola CBS 121167, 2259 nucleotides long. RefSeq lists its product as uncharacterized. NCBI's taxonomy places the organism in Eukaryota, Fungi, Ascomycota, Dothideomycetes, Botryosphaeriales, Aplosporellaceae. Gene Ontology annotation, cellular component: nucleus. Gene Ontology annotation, biological process: regulation of transcription by RNA polymerase II. Bases 239 to 1873 code for a protein of 544 amino acids. The record is from RefSeq and is a predicted model, not a curated record. The transcript is spliced from 3 exons. Gene Ontology annotation, molecular function: DNA-binding transcription factor activity, RNA polymerase II-specific; RNA polymerase II cis-regulatory region sequence-specific DNA binding.